GCAAUUGAGUCCAUUUCUCGAUUUCAUUCAUAUUAUGUUAUGUGAUUGUAGAGAUAUUUACCAAAGAGAGCACAAGGAGGUAAUAAAGCAAAACGACAGUGACAUUCACAAGGAACCCUUGAAGACGGACGGUUCAUCCAUUAACACCGGCUUGGAGCGUUCUUAUUCAAGUCCAAAUCUACUACAGUUGGGAGAUCGUAAAACACCUCAGAUAGAUAGAACUUCUAAGCCACAUAUUUCGUCUCGCAAUCAAAAUGGAUUGGGAAUUGGGAAUGAGAACAUCAAAGUGUCUUCUCUUAAUUGGGGAAAUCGGGAGGAACGAAUGACCCCUAUUCACGGCACUGUUCAUCCGGGCAUAACCGGCCUGAAGAAUUUGGGCAAUUCUUGUUACAUGAACAGCAUCAUUCAGUGCCUGAGUAACACGACGAACUUAGCGAAAUAUUUUACUGAUAACUCAUAUGUCGACGAUCUCAACACGAAUAAUGACAAUACGACACGAGGCCAAGUGGUGGAAGAAGUCGCUCAAGUAAUUAAAGUGUUGUGGAGAGGCCAGUAUAAAAGUAUAUCUCCUCUCGACCUAAAGGUGGCAGUUGGACAAUACAAAUUACAAUUUGAUAGUUAUGAUCAACAAGACUCUCACGAAUUCCUCACGUUCCUUUUAGACUGGAUGCAUAAUGAUCUUAAGAAGGAGGCACAAAUUCCAAUCGAAAUGACUAAUGCGGAGAAAGAAUGGGACAAAGCGAUGAACUCUCAGAGAUCUAUAAUAUCGGAUUUAUUUUUCGGACAAUUGAGAUCCACUAUUACAUGUUCAUCUUGCAAGCAAGCGAGUACUACAUACGAGACAUUUAAUAGUUUAACAAUGUCUUUAUCUCAGUCCAAUCGGUGUUCUUUAAAUGACUGUAUGGAGAAGUUUGUGACAGGACAGAAAGUGAGCGGAUGGAAGUGUCCCAAGUGCCAGACACCACGCGACGCGACGAAGAAGUUUGAUUUCGUCAAACUCGCACCCAUCGUGGUGAUUCACUUGAACCGCUUUGCCGACAGCGGUGGAUGGUUGGAAAAGCGCAACACCGCCGUCGAUUUUCCUCUCACGGGAUUCAACUUGAAGCCGUAUCUCGUCAUGGAGAACACGAACGCAAUCAUGUCAAACAAUAUCCGUAAUUACAAUUACUCUCUUUACGCGAUAUCGAAUCACUAUGGAACAAUGGACGGUGGUCACUACACGGCGUUCUGCAAAAACGCUACGCAAAAUAAAUGGUACAAGUAUGAUGAUCAAACUGUCACGGAGGUGUCGCCGAGCCAAGUGAAGUCUCAAAAUACGAGUGCCUAUUUGUUAUUUUAUACGUCAUUUCCAAAUACGAUCAUGUAGUAUGAGGACACGGCCGCGGAUGUGAUCAAGAUACAGUUAUGACGAAAGUCUUCAGUGUGAUAUUAAUUAAGGGAAGGAGGAAUAUGAUUUUCACCGCUCUGUAGAUAUAUUAAACGAUUAUAUUUUGUAUGAUAAAUCUCCUAUGCGCGAGCAAAACGUAUAGGGGCUAUGACGAUAUUGAAAGCUUUAUCGGUGCUGGCAUUCAUUAAGAAUAUGUAUAUACGUAUAGCGAUUUUUCUGUAUUUCUACAGUAUGUCGCUUUAAAGAUAAAGCAAAAUAUAGUUUGUUCUCGAGAAUAUUUUACUGAAAUAUGUGUAUAACUUCGUAUAAUUAUAUUAACAUACCUAAAUAGAUUAGUCAAAUUAUAUAUUAUAUUCGUUUGACAUUUUGCAUUAUUGCAGCCGAAUUAUCAUUUUUGCUUUGUAUCAAAACGAAGCCAUAAGGCUAUAGUUCCGGCUUAUCGAGCAAUUUAGAUAACAUUUUCGAAGAAUUUAUUCGAAUUUGGAAUCCAUCUGUUAAAAAUAUGUUCUGUUCAUUCAUAUUUUGCACAAAUGGUUUCAACAGUCAUAAAUAGCGUUUAGCCAUAGAUAAGACGCAUACGUCGCGUGCGGUUUAGAUAGAUUAGCAGCACACUAACUGCCUUCUUCGCUGCGCUGCCAGUAUUGUCAAAACGUACGACCAUUUUGUACGUGAAGCAAAACGUUUCUCGUUGCAACGUACGCUUCUUAAAGAAAAAAACAGUUAAAUAGGAUUCCGUUAUGUACGAACUAUUGUGUGCGUGUAUAUGUAAGCUUAUUGGCUUCAAGCAGCCCAAAGAAAUCACAUUUUAUAAUUAGUCAAAUAUAAUAUUUCUAUACCUCAUAUAGAGAUCAUCGUGUUUUAAUGAAGGUAUAGCAUACAGUCUUUGCAAAUACAAGCUACUUCCAUACUUCGUGGCAAUACGUUUAUGUAUAUAACUAUAAUAUUUUUUUGUAAUUUAUGUAUAUAAUUAUAUUGGUAUAAUUGUGCUAAUAUAUUUAUGUAUAUAAAUAUAUUCCCGCAAAUAGCCUAAUAUAACGAUCCUCGAAUAUUUUAUAUGGAUUUGCCGUACAUAUUGACAUAGAGCAUGAAAGCAACUUGCACUCGCAAAAGCUAGAAUUAGAAAAAUUCUGCGAGCUUGCUAGUUUUGUCGCGCAACUCAUGUUACUGAUUUGUUAUCGCCAUAUACGAUUAUAUUAUUAUUAUAAUUAUUUAUGAGGUGCGUAAUAUACAUCUAAAAUGUCAAGAAACAACGUCAAUAACAUCAUUACAAUUUUGUGCAAGGUA
Molecule: messenger RNA, 2671 nt
Organism: Temnothorax curvispinosus
Lineage: Eukaryota; Metazoa; Arthropoda; Insecta; Hymenoptera; Formicidae
Product: ubiquitin carboxyl-terminal hydrolase 8-like
Exons: 7
Coding region: 35-1366 (443 amino acids)
Biological process (GO): protein deubiquitination
Molecular function (GO): cysteine-type deubiquitinase activity
Source: RefSeq, a predicted model, not a curated record